Messenger RNA from Ilex paraguariensis (yerba mate), 918 nucleotides. The record is from the annotation of a GenBank genome assembly. NCBI's taxonomy places the organism in Eukaryota, Viridiplantae, Streptophyta, Magnoliopsida, Aquifoliales, Aquifoliaceae.
AUGAUGGCUUCAACAGGUAGGGUUAUGGAGAAACCAAGCCAAGACCAACAACAACAGCAACAACAACCCCUCAAGUGUCCUCGUUGUGAUUCAUCAAACACUAAGUUUUGUUAUUACAACAAUUACAGUUUGUCUCAGCCAAGGCACUUUUGUAAGGCUUGUAAGCGUUACUGGACCAGAGGAGGAACCCUAAGAAAUGUUCCAGUCGGUGGUGGCUGUAGGAAGAACAAGAGGGUCAGGAGAUCAGCCUCCGCCAUUGAUGCACCUUCAACUUCAUCUUCUACAGCAACUUCAAACCCUAGUGUUCAAACCCAGAUCGAUCUCUCUUCCAACCAUAUUAAUCCUUUGUUCUACGGCUUACCCACGAAUCCAUCUGAGCUCAAUCUUUCAUACCCCAGGUUCGAUUCUAGGGUUUCAAAUGUUGAUAGGAUUUCUGGGUAUGAACUUCAACCUCAGCUGAAUGGUGUUGGAUUGGGGUUUUCAUCAGAAUUAAUGGCUAGUGAGGCUUAUAAUGAUGAUUAUCGAAAUGGGUUCAACCCCACUAAGCAAAUCCAAGAUGUCAUGACUUCAAAUUCAGUUCUUUCAAGCUUUCCACUAUUCGGAUCUUCAUCUUCUACAUCUACUUCAACAAUGGCUUCCUUGAUAGCUUCCAGUCUUCAACAACAGAAAUUUAACAACUUUCAGGGUUUGCUACCUUAUGAACACCUGCAAAUUACAGGGAAUGGUGAAGGUGAAACAGUGAUGAAGGAUGUGAAAAUGGAGGAAAGUCAAAACAGGUUGGAUUGGAAUAAUGUUGAAAACCCGAAUCAGAUCGAACAGAUCAGCUCAUCUGAUCCUUCUGUUUUGUGGAACACAACAAAUAUUGGUGCCUGGCUUGAUCCUGCAAACGUUGGAUCUUCUGUGCGUUAUCUGAUAUAG